Messenger RNA from Hyaloscypha bicolor E, 1344 nucleotides. RefSeq lists its product as uncharacterized. The transcript has 5 exons. The record is from RefSeq and is a predicted model, not a curated record. Bases 1 to 1344 code for a protein of 447 amino acids. NCBI's taxonomy places the organism in Eukaryota, Fungi, Ascomycota, Leotiomycetes, Helotiales, Hyaloscyphaceae.
AUGAAAGUGCUUUCAGGUCUCCUGUUCUUGCUCCUGGCUUCCGUGACAGAGGGCUCUCUAUCUUCAGCAAUUGCCGAACUACCCACCUGUGCACUACUAUGUCUUGAAGGAGCACUUCAGAACUCAAUAUGCGCGGCGACAAAUCAAACAUGUAUAUGCCUCAACGAAUCAUUGCAAACCGAUGUAGCGUCUUGCGUUGCAAAAUCUUGCACUAUCAAAGAAUCCCUUGUCACUAAAAACGUUACCGAGACGACCUGUAAUGCUCCAAUUCGAAAUAAAAGCAAGUCGUAUUACGCCCUGUCUGUAAGCUUUGGUACAAUAUCUGGCGCAAUUGUGGCUUUAAGACUUGUCUCCAAAUUCCUCAUCAACUCAGAACUUGGGCUAGAUGAUUACUUCAUUGCUCUUACACUAGGAGCGGGCAUACCGAGUAGCAUCUUAACUGUCCACGGCAUUAUUUCCAACGGACUAGGCAGAGAUAUUUGGACUAUUACACCUAAACAAAUCACAGACUUUGUACAUGUUUUUUACGCCAUGGAGAUACUCUAUUUCGCCCAGGUUGCAUUACUAAAACUCUCACUCCUUUUCUUUUACUUGCGGAUCUUCCCAGGACCGAAGAUCCGACGUCUCCUCUGGGCUACUAUCAUUUUCGACGUCUGCUUUGGGACAAUCUUUGUAUUUCUCGCUAUAUUUCAAUGCCGGCCUAUUAGUUACUAUUGGAAGAGUUGGGACGGGGAACACCAGGGGACCUGUUUGAACGUAAAUAGUCUUGGCUGGACCAAUGCCGCGAUUAGUAUCCUCCUCGAUGCCUGGAUGCUUGGUCUUCCGAUGUCUCAACUAGUUGCCCUCCAGCUACACUGGAAAAAAAAGAUUGGAGUUGGUAUGAUGUUCGUUGUUGGGACAUUCGUCACAGUCGUCAGUAUUCUACGCCUCCAGUCCCUUCUCCAUUUCGCGAAGACGAACAACCCAACGUGGGACAACUUGGCCGUCUCUCGGUGGUCGACAGUCGAAAUCAAUGUCGGUAUUAUCUGCGCCUGUAUGCCCAGUCUUCGUGUUCUCCUCGUUCGACUGUUCCCCAAGCUUCUCGGCACCACUCAGCAUUCGAACAAUAGAUACUAUGUCAAUAAUGGUCAUAGCCACACGGGAGGCAACAUUUCAGCCAACCGACCAGGCAAAUCACUCAAUUCUAGCCAACAUGAUGGGAGCAGUGGGGACGGGAUCACGUAUUCGCAGACCUAUACUGUGCAGUGGGGGGAGCACGAUGAGACGAAAUUGAUGCAGAUGAGUGAUCUUGAUGCUGAGGCUAUGAAAUCUAGUAGUCGUAAUAGGCAUGUCCACAAUGAAUAG